Messenger RNA from Daucus carota subsp. sativus, 2318 nucleotides. RefSeq names its product NAC domain-containing protein 17. Bases 290 to 2008 code for a protein of 572 amino acids. Lineage: Eukaryota; Viridiplantae; Streptophyta; Magnoliopsida; Apiales; Apiaceae. Gene Ontology annotation, molecular function: DNA binding. The transcript is spliced from 3 exons. Gene Ontology annotation, biological process: regulation of DNA-templated transcription. The record is from RefSeq and is a predicted model, not a curated record.
UCCAAGUUCUAGGAAUCUUCUCAUCAGCCUACAUUACAACUUCCCUUCUUUGACCAAGCCACCUAUCUCUCCCCACUCUUGCACAACUCACACACUUCACAAGUCUUCACCCCUCCCUCUCUCCUCAAUCUCUCCCUCCCGCAAAUCUCUCUCUCUAAUCUCUCCCUCCCGCAAAUCUCUCUUUCUCCCUCUCCUCCAUCUCUCUCAUAUCUCUCUCUCUUCCAUCUCUCUCCCAUAUCUCUCUGACACACCCAUAAACUUUGGGUUCUUUUGUUGUGUUUGAGUGAUCAUGGGUGUUGUAAAAUCAUCCAGAUCAUCAUCUGGUUCUAGUUCCAAGUUGUUUCCACCAGGGUUUAGAUUCCACCCCACGGAUGAAGAGCUUGUUUUGUAUUAUCUUAAGCGUAAGAUCUGUCGGAGACGAUUGAAGCCUGAUAUUAUUGCCGAGACUGAUGUUUACAAGUGGGAUCCUGAUGAUUUGCCUGAGCUGUCAAAAUUGAAGACGGGAGAUCGCCAAUGGUUCUUUUUGAGCCCUAGAGAUAGGAAAUAUCCUAAUGGAGGGAGAUCAAACCGGGCUACCAUGCAUGGCUACUGGAAAGCAACUGGUAAAGAUCGGACUAUAUCUAGCAACUCAAGAUCAGUUGGUCUGAAGAAGACCCUGGUUUACUACAAAGGGCGUGCUCCUUCUGGUGAGCGCACAGACUGGGUGAUGCACGAGUAUACAUUGGAUGAAGAGGAGCUAAGAAGGUGUCCCUCUGCUCAGGAUUACUAUGUAUUAUACAAGGUUUAUAAAAAGAGUGGUCCCGGUCCUAAGAAUGGUGAGGAAUAUGGUGCACCGUUUAAAGAAGAGGAAUGGGCUGAUGUCGAGUGUGUGAGUUUUAGUGGUUUAAUAGACCAGCAAAAUAUUGCAAAGGAGGCUGAUGCGUCUUGUAUUGACAGUACCAGAAGUAUUAUAUUGCCACAGGAUCAAGGAGACGAUAUUGGUGAGUUCUUAAACAAGAUUGUAGAUGAAACUGUGUUUGAUCAACCCCCUCUCAAUGUUUGCUCGUACACAUUUGAUCAAUUAUUUGCUGAUAAAGAAAAUGGAAGUACAUUGUUAAACCAUUGCUCUGGGGAUGUAAGUUUACCUGAUCAAAGCAUGGUUCCCCACCACUACCCGAAUUCAGAUAUGCAGGCUGGCUUUGACCACACACUCUCUCUUGCAUCUCAAUUACCAAUUCAAGCAUCUGAGGUCGUCACAUGUAUGAAAAAUGGUGAAGACGGGUCGGGUGAAAUUUCCAUUGAAGAUUUUCUUGAAAUGGAUGAUCUUCUUGGUCCUGAACCUGUUCAAAACUCUGAAAAACCACUAGAUACCCCAUCAUCCAAUGAAAUGGAUGGAUUUUCAGCAGCAGAUAUUUACAAUGACUUAAAUAUGAUCCUUCAAGAUAUGGGGCAAGGUGGGCCAGAACAAAUUUCACAGCUGCAUUUUUCUGAUGGGGGAAUGUCCAAUGUUGUGUCACAUUCUUAUGUAAAUGCUGUCGAGAAUGGGACUGCUUUCUAUGACGAGUUCACCUUCCAUGAUGAAGCGAAUAUGAUGAGUUCUCAAGUAUGGGCAACUGAACAAAGAAACGACCUUUUCGCUCCGGAAACAAAUCAUGCACCUGCUUCUCAACCAAAUUAUGGUGUAUGUAAUGAGGAUACCGGAGCUAUUCAAAAUCAAAGCUGCACAGAGGAUGGCGGUACAGACUCAUGGUUUACUACUGCUCUGUGGUCCUUUGUGGAGUCUAUACCUACAACCCCUGCUUCAGCUUCAGAAAACGCUCUCGUAAAUAAGGCUUUUGAGCGCAUGUCUAGCUUUGGUAGGUUGAAAACUAUAUGUCCCGCAGGUAACCCCACUUCAACCUCCCGGAGGCGUGUGCAAAAGUUUGUUGGAGGAAUGUUUAGUUUCUCCGUUAUUGGUAUAGUUUUCGCUAUAUUGUGGCUUUUACUAGCCGCGUCUGUCAAGUUAUUGGGAAGAUACAUUACUUCAUGAUAUUAGUAUAUUCUGCUCCUUGUUCAGACUAUAUGCAACAAGGAUGCGUUUUGCAAAUAACUAGCUUUUCAUCGUCUAGAUAAGCUGAUUUGCAGAUAGAAAUUGAGAAGUAUAUCUCUAGUCUAGUUUCUGAUGGAGAUCGGUAAUCCUGGUUCUGUACUAUGUUGCAGUCUAUAUUUAUCACCAGGCUCCAUGGUCUCGGCACAUUUGUAAUGAUAAUUUUGUUUCGUAUUCCAUUACGUAAAUUCUAUGUCAACGCGGAAAUAAUGUUAUCUAUUAUGAAGAUUUAUUUAAAUACAUUUUCUUGUUA